AUGACAGUAGUGGAGGGCAUACUGGAGCCAGAGUUUGAUUUGGAUUUCCCAGUGAAGAAUCAAACCGUCGUGAAGGGACGAGAUGCCAAGUUCACCUGUGUCGUCAACCAACUAGGGGGAUUUCGGGUGGCAUGGAUCCGAUCGGACAACAAGGCAAUUCAGGCGAUUCACAAUCACGUGAUCACGCACAAUUCCCGGAUCUCGGUGUCGCACGAAGGAAGCAAAGUAUGGCAUCUCCACAUCCACGACGUCCAGGAAAUAGACCGAGGUCCCUACAUGUGCCAGAUCAAUACCGACCCCAUGAAGAGCAUGGUGGGAUAUUUGAACGUACACAUCCCGCCGGACAUCCUUUCAUCUGGGAGUUCCGGUGACGUCACCGCAGUGGAGGGAUCAGACGUACAUUUAAAGUGUAAGGCCAGAGGCUAUCCCCACCCCGUUGUCAGGUGGAGGAGAGAGGAUGAACGCCCCCUCCUCGUCAGGGAUCGCUUCGGGGGCAGAACGAAGGAGUACGAGGGAGAUGUGCUGCAACUGCACAAGGUGAGUCGAGGGGAUAUGGGAGCUUAUCUCUGCAUAGCAAGCAAUGGGGUCCUUCCAACUAUUUCCAAGAGAGUCAUGCUUCACAUCCACUUUCCACCAGUGAUGGAAGUGCCGAAUCAGCUGGUGGGAGCUCCAUUGGGAUCAACAGUUUCCCUGGAAUGCAUCGUACUCGCUUCCCCUCGUGCCCUCCAUUACUGGACACGGGACCAAGGGGGAACACAGCCCGUUGACACUCGACAUGCCUUGGCUCUCACUGCCAUUGCUUUGCUUUCCAUCUAUCCUCUGACGCUGGAUCCGUUCUUCUCCGGCACGGCAUAA
Darwinula stevensoni is the source of this 855-nucleotide messenger RNA. NCBI's taxonomy places the organism in Eukaryota, Metazoa, Arthropoda, Ostracoda, Podocopida, Darwinulidae. The record is from the annotation of a GenBank genome assembly.